AUGUCUUUACGUCUCUGUCUUGAAGCCUUUCAUCUCUGGCAUUGUCAUUUUUUUCGUCUAGCACGGUGCUUUUCUCUCACCCUGUCUUCCCAUCUUUGAAAUGAGGACAAGACCCUGAAUGUACAGCUUUGUGCAGAUUGUCCCGGGGUGCGGGGCCUUUUGGUCUCAGUUGUCCUCAUCCUCCAACAUGUGGUCACUGUGUCUCCCCGGCACCCAUGUUCCUGAAGUUUGUGGUAGACCCUGGUGGUCGGAAGAUUUGGACAUGACCCGACAUUGGCCCUGGGAGGUGAGCCUCCGGCUGGAAAAUGAACACAUAUGUGGAGGAGCCCUCAUCGAUCUCACCUGGGUGGUGACUGCUGCCCACUGCAUCCAAGGCACCAAAGAGUACUCAGUGAUUCUCGGCACCGCCAAGCUGAAGCCCGCAAACUUCUCGAAGGCUGUCUCGAUCCCCGUGAGGGACAUCAUCGUGCACCCCAAGUACUGGGGCCGGACCUUCAUCACGGGUGAUGUCGCCCUUCUCCAGCUUCAGACUCCUGCCACCUUCAGCAAGUACGUGCAGCCUAUCUGCCUCCCAGAGGCCAGCUACAACCUGAAGGUUGGGACACAGUGCUGGGUGACCGGCUGGGGCCAGGUUAAACAGCGCUUCUCAGUGAACUCCACACUCACACCAGAGCUGCAGGAAGCCGAGGUGUUUAUCAUGGACAACAGAAGGUGCGAUCGGAUUUACCGCAGGAAGUCUCUCGCCCCCCGCCUCAUCCCCCUUGUCCUGGGAGACAUGAUCUGUGCCACCAAUUACAGAGAAAACUUGUGCUCCGGGGAUUCUGGGGGCCCGUUGGCUUGUGAAGCCGAGGGCAUGUGGAUCCUGGCUGGGGUGUUGUCCUGGGAAAAGGCCUGUGCCAGAGCGCAGAAUCCUGGUGUGUACACCCGCGUCACCAAGUACAGCAAAUGGAUCAAGAAGCAAAUAAGUAACGGGGCUCCCUCAGGCCCCCAGAACUUGGCCUGGCUUCUGCUCCUGAUAUGGCUGCUGCAGCCCCCGAUGGGCUCCUGAUCUCCCUUCUGUCUCCUUCCUGCCUUACCUGUGCUGUACAGGUCCAGAUCUAGGGUAGACCGAGGUCCUGUGUCAACAAUCAAGAGUCAAGGUGGGGAGAGUGGCCCCUGGGAAGAUGGAGCCCUGCUUUGGUUUCCCAGUGGGGAGGGGUAUGGUGCAUGAUUAGGCCUUGGGUGACCAAGACAAGGGACGUGCAUCCAGAAAAGCUCUGGAAUCGGGGACCAGGACAGCCAGGAAUAAAUUUGUGCAAAUGUGA
Hyaena hyaena (striped hyena) is the source of this 1304-nucleotide messenger RNA. Its product is annotated as serine protease 45-like. NCBI's taxonomy places the organism in Eukaryota, Metazoa, Chordata, Mammalia, Carnivora, Hyaenidae. The coding region runs from base 119 to 1048 and encodes 309 amino acids. The record is from RefSeq and is a predicted model, not a curated record. The transcript has 4 exons. Gene Ontology annotation, molecular function: serine-type endopeptidase activity. Gene Ontology annotation, biological process: proteolysis.